AUGGUGGUGAUAGGCCACUCAGGCGAGCGGCCGUUCACCUGCCCGCUGUGCUCGCGCGCCUUCGCCAAGUCGAGCGACCUGGCCACGCACCGCCGCCGCCACGCCGGCGACCGCCGCCACCGCUGUGAGCUGUGCGCGCAGAGCUUCUUCUUCCCCCACGAGCUGGCGCGCCACCGGCACCGGCACACGGACACCCGCCCCUACCUGUGCCCCACGUGCGGGGCCGGCUUCUUCAGCCGGGCGUUCGCGUGCCCGCGCAGCCUGCGCCGGCACGUGCGCAGCCACCAGGCGGCGCGCGCGUACAUGUGCGAGGAGUGCGGCGUGACGUACGCCUCGAGCACGGCGCUGCGCUUCCACACGCGCCGCCAGCACAGCGGCGAGCGGCCCUUCCAGUGCGAGGUGUGCGGCCGCCAGUUCAUCACGCGCUCUGUGUGGCUGCGCCACCUGCGCGUGCACACGGGCGAGGCGCCGUUCCGCUGUCAGUUCUGCGCCACGCCGUACAAGGACAAGCAGAAGCUGAAGCGCCACUACCUCAACAAGCACACGGCUGAGACCCGCCGGCUCGGCGCCGCCAACCUCAGCUACGCGGCGGCGGCGGGCAUGCUGUACGAGGCGCAGUCGGCACUCUUCAGCUACUUCUAG
This is a messenger RNA of Pollicipes pollicipes, 642 nucleotides long. RefSeq names its product zinc finger protein 771. Gene Ontology annotation, molecular function: DNA-binding transcription factor activity, RNA polymerase II-specific; RNA polymerase II transcription regulatory region sequence-specific DNA binding. Gene Ontology annotation, biological process: regulation of transcription by RNA polymerase II. Bases 1 to 642 code for a protein of 213 amino acids. NCBI's taxonomy places the organism in Eukaryota, Metazoa, Arthropoda, Thecostraca, Pollicipedomorpha, Pollicipedidae. The transcript is spliced from 5 exons. Gene Ontology annotation, cellular component: nucleus. The record is from RefSeq and is a predicted model, not a curated record.